Rhodotorula toruloides NP11 is the source of this 633-nucleotide messenger RNA. RefSeq names its product pre-mRNA branch site protein p14. NCBI's taxonomy places the organism in Eukaryota, Fungi, Basidiomycota, Microbotryomycetes, Sporidiobolales, Sporidiobolaceae. Gene Ontology annotation, molecular function: RNA binding. The record is from RefSeq and is a predicted model, not a curated record. Gene Ontology annotation, biological process: mRNA splicing, via spliceosome. Bases 1 to 633 code for a protein of 210 amino acids. Gene Ontology annotation, cellular component: U2 snRNP; precatalytic spliceosome; catalytic step 2 spliceosome. The transcript is spliced from 6 exons.
AUGGCUAUCGAGAGCGACUCGAGCACAGUACUGAGCGCGAAGACGAGUGAUUUGAGCCGAAGUGAGCGUGUCGCGGGACACCAACUUCUUCGAGGAGGUGAACGACAGGUCGACAUUCGCCCUCACCGCUCUCACCGCUCAAUCGCCCCAAAAAAGCUUCUGUGCGCUUACUGUACCGCUCUUGCACCUCCUGAACCAGCCUUCGCCCCGCCAACACCCCCACCCCAGCCACUCUUCAUCUUCGCCCCCUCUUCCCUCCACCUCCUCGACAACCCGCCCAGCAUGAGCCAAACAGUCCGCAUGAGCCCGGACGUGAACCGGAUCUUGUUCGUCAAGAACAUGAAUUACAAGACGACGGGAGAGCAUAUCUAUGACUUGUUCGGCAAGUACGGCUCAAUCCGACAAGUACGGCUCGGGACAGAAGGAAAAGCAAAGGGGACGGCUUACGUCGUCUACGAGGACGUGAUGGAUGCCAAGACCGCGUUUGACCACUUGAACGGAUUCCACCUGAUGGACCGCUACCUCGUUGUCCUGUACCAUCAGCCUGCGAAACAAGCCAAAGCCGACCUGGCGCGACGAGAAAAGGAGUUGGAGGAACUGAAGAAGAAGCAUAAUAUCCCUGAUAAAGAGUAG